UGUCACCGCAGUGGUCUUUGGUGUGAGAUGCCGCAGUUGUCAGGGCAAUGGCGUUUUAUCAACUCACUGAUACGGGGCAUGUAAAUACGGAAACUGCUUCGUUUUUAAAUAGCCUACGUUUUAAAACUGAAGGGAGAAUAAUGAUAUGAUGCUGGCAUCAUGCAGAAUGUUUAACAGAAAGCAAGUGCAUGGGUUGUGGACAUCGGAAGACAACUAAACACAACGUAAAUAAGAAGCGGUCAUCUCCAUCACUUCACUGCAAAGGCGAUAUCGCAUACGGUGUGUAUUUUAUUUAGGCUACGUCCGUAUUUUUGUGAUGAACAUUUAUCACAUUGAAUUGUGCAACGGAAAACGGCGUUUUCGAACAAUUCGACUCACAGGAAUGAGAUCAUCUGUCUUGGAUAGCUGUAUGAUAAUCGUGUGCUGUCAUGCGUAAACUUUUUGCGAGCUGGCUAACAACAACAUUGGUUAACAGCAGCGUUAUCGUCUGGAAUGUUUUAAUCACGCGACCUCUCAAGUAGCGUUGCAGUCAUUGCAAAUGAUAUAUGACCUGGGGCUAGCAUAGCCUCGGGUAACUGUUUUUGGUGAAAAUCCCCUUUUCUACGCGAGACCAAAUGAUGGAAGCACAUGAAAGUGUCGAAGAGGAGCCGGAGGGGUCACCGCCAAUUCUGCGACCCGUGUCCCGUGAGCGUGUCCCGCUGCAGAAAAGCAGUGUGUGUUCGCGGUCUUACUUUAUGGUCGUCAUGGUCUUUUUCCACGUCUACAUCAUUAAUGUCAUAGCACUGCUGUUCUACGUCCACUACAAUAACGGCUCAUCGAGAAAAGAGUUCUCCAGUAGCACGCAACAUAAACACAACGAUUUUGAUAGACCUGAAUCUCAUGAGAAAUUCGCACGUACUAUGCAUCUUCCUCGCAUCGAGGGAAUUCGGGUGGGGCAUGUGCAGAAGAUCUCUCUUCUUAAUAAAGUACACGAGAUGAGGACACUCAGCUUGAAACCUCUGUUGUUUGAGGUCCCUGGUUUCCUGUCGGAUGAGGAGUGUCGCGUGGUCAUCCAGCUGGCCCGGCUGAAGGGUCUGAUGGAGAGUCAGGUGAUGGUCCCAGAGGGGCAGGAGGAUCUGGCUGAGCAGCUCAACCUCAGCCCAGAGGAGAUCUUCAACCUGCUGGACCUCAACCAGGACAACCAGUUACAGCCGCAGGAGAUUCUGACACAUUCCCGCGUUCGAGAUGGGAUCUGGUUGACUCCAGAGAACCUGCGGGAGAUUUACGCAGGUUUGCACGCAGACGCAGAUGGAAAUGGUCUGCUGAGCCUGGAGGAAUUCCGUGCGCUAAGUGGCGAUGCGUUCCAGCGCUUUCUGAAGAGACGUGGCCUAAAGCGCAGUCAGAUGGUUAGAAACAGCAGGCACACCUGGCUCUACCAAGGACAGGGCGCCCACCAGGUGCUCCAAGAGCUCAGGAAGAGGGUGACCCUCCUGACCCGUCUGCCCUCAGAGCUGGUGGAGCUGAGCGAGCCCCUUCAGGUGGUGCGCUAUGAGCAGGGCGGCCAUUACCACGGGCAUCACGACAGCGGGCCUGUGUACCCAGAGACCAUAUGCACACACACGCGACUGGCCGCUAACUCCUCCUCGCCCUUCGAGACCUCCUGCAGGUACAUCACAGUGCUCUUCUACCUGAACUCAGUAGAGGGUGGUGGAGAAACUACAUUUCCUGUAGCCGACAACAGGACCUAUGAAGAACUGUCGCUGAUCCAAAAUGAUGUGGAUCUCUUGGACACAAGGAAGAACUGUGACAAGGGAAACCUAAGAGUGAAACCUACCAAAGGCACAGCAGUCUUCUGGUACAACUACCUGUCUGAUGGAAGAGGCUGGGUUGGCGAGCAGGAUGAGUACUCUCUGCAUGGAGGCUGUGUGGUGACCAGUGGCACUAAGUGGGUCGCCAACAACUGGAUCAACGUGGACCCGGACUACCACAGGCAGGCCCGCUACCAGGAGUUAGUGUCCCAGCAGCAGGGACAGGGGGCACCCGACGAGCCCUCAGACGCCAGCUCCCCUCGCCACAUGGAGUCCCAUGUGGAGUUAUAGCUCACAGACCAAAAGUACUCCUGACACAGCUGACACACCUAUGCACACACACGCACACACACUCUUACCUGCUUACUUGCUUAUCUUGUACACACAACUUCACUGGUCUGAAAAAAAAAAGCUUUAUCCAGCCAACCCUGUCAUAUCUAUGCUAAAUAUGCACUGACAUUUUUUAUAGCUAAUUUAUUUAAAUUAUCUAAAAGAGUUGAUGUUCAGCACAAUAGCAGGGCAAUUUAACAGGGUGAAUAAGAUUGCGCAGGUCCAGAUGACUAUUAAGAUAUACACUCAGACAGGAUGCUGGUAUCACCCUGGUGUGAUAUGUCUCAAUCAUCAACUGGCUGUGUUAUCCUCUAAUAAUACAUCUUCUAGUAACAAAUCAAUGUUUUCACAAAGGAUGUUCAUGAUGAACAUCUUCCAUGUUUUAACACUGACUGACCAGCUUCUGCUGUAGUCCAUGAGAAUUCAAUAACUAGAUGUGUGAUGGUCACUUGUGGCAAUGGUCUGAGAGUUCAGUGGUCUGCUGUUUCGAAAUAUUUCACAGAACCAUGCUAGUGUAGUGAAUGAUACUAGGCAGUUUGUAACAUCCUUUUCUGCCCCCUGCCUCUCCCUGCACCCAUAGCAAAAGCAUGACCCUGGUGACGUACCUGUAGCCAUUACAGAUCUAACUUCCUUUGUGUGUGACAACUUAGCCAAAAAUCCUGCCUGCUGUGUGUGCAGAUUUAGGACCAGUUGCUGAAGUUUCCCUUGUGUUUGAAUGUUAAAUUACAUGUGUUUGUUUGAAAAACAUUGAAGUAUUUUUCCACCUGAAGCACUUUAGAUGUUUUUAAGGCUUUUGUUGUGGACUACUGAGUUUAUAAAUGCCUUGUCCAUCCCCUGGGGGGCUUUCUGUUUCACCGGAACAUGUAUGAGAUGAAUUCAGGGACGAUUUUAGGCAGCAGUUUAUUGAUGUCAAAGAGAGUUGGUUUUGCUUCAUGUGAACCUAUAUUCAUGCUUGGUUGAUCUUGAUUCUUGAUACUUUUAUACACUGAAAAGCUGUACCCAUGCGCGUUUUGCACUUAUUCUAGAAUCUAUUCUAGAUGUAUUGUAAGUUGUUUGGGAUUUGGGGGUUUGUAGAGACUAACAAGGAGGCUACACAAGGCACGUAACUGAAGCAUUCCGUUCGCCUAGCGUCUGCUGCAACAGUUAACUUCCACUAUAAUCAACUGGCUACACCAGACGUGAUAGCGGUGCAUAUGUUCAAAAAAAGUUAAAGAAAUCUUCUUAAACUAUUUUGAUAUUACGUGAACAGAGCGCUUCGGUUGCAGACCCGGUGUAGCCCGGGCCUAAUUCUUUGACCCCCGUGUUAAGCAGCCGUAUAUGUCUAGUUUUUUAAAGGGAUACUUUUUCCAAAAUAUGCAGUUCUCAUACACCAGUGGUAUUCAAACCUUUCUUUUCUGGCAGAGCCUCCCAUUAAAGUACACAAACUAGUUCUAGGAUUUUUUGCAUCUGGACUUAGAAAUAGGCAAUUGGUGCAUGACAUCCCCAUAGUUCAUGUUUUCCUCAUAAAUUCCCUCACACAUUUCAUUUGUAUAAAAUAAGUUGUGCUAAACCAUCUGCUCUCCUUACGCACCAAUGUUUGACUAUCAUGGCCUUAGACUAAACAAAGCAUGUGAGAAAUGUUAUUUGCACCUCCUAUGUAUUUGAUGCUGUAGUUCAGGUUUUAAUUCACUUUUUUGCUUCCACACGUAUACAGUCAGUUUGAUUCAGUGUAUGUCAAGGUUAUUUGUAAUGAACAACUGUGUAUAUUGCACUGGAUCACUUUUCAUUUUUCAAAAUAGCACCACAAAGAAAAGUGAUCACUCCCUGCAUCUCUAGCCUCUCAGGUUUCUUCUUGUUCCAUUAAAAGCCAUUUAAAAAUAAACAAAAAAAACUCUAAACUA
Alosa sapidissima (American shad) is the source of this 3997-nucleotide messenger RNA. It is a transcript of the gene p4htmb, whose product is annotated as prolyl 4-hydroxylase, transmembrane b. Gene Ontology annotation, biological process: peptidyl-proline hydroxylation to 4-hydroxy-L-proline. The coding region runs from base 615 to 2078 and encodes 487 amino acids. NCBI's taxonomy places the organism in Eukaryota, Metazoa, Chordata, Actinopteri, Clupeiformes, Clupeidae. Gene Ontology annotation, cellular component: endoplasmic reticulum. Gene Ontology annotation, molecular function: iron ion binding; L-ascorbic acid binding; procollagen-proline 4-dioxygenase activity. The transcript is spliced from 9 exons. The record is from RefSeq and is a predicted model, not a curated record.